AUUCCUAAUGUCACAGUCUCACCUGUAGUCCUUCAGAGAUUAACAGUUCUCUUGAUGACUACCUGAUGGGUCCUUAGGUUAACAUCUGUUGCUUAUAAAGAAUGAGUAGCUUUUCUGGGCAGCCUUUUUGAAAGAGAGAUUUCCAAGCCCUGUUGAUGGUUGUAUGCCCUCAUUCAAAUCAGCUGGCGCUGCAAGCACUGACUUAGCAAUUCUUCGAUCCCACUUCGGUGGUGUAGGAGACUCUUGACUGGUCUCUGUUCUGAUGUGGAAGCAGUUGAAGGCCCCAAAGAGGGGAGAUAACUAAAAGACUGGUCUUGGCCUGGGCAGAGAAGAUGCUCAGGAAAUGAAGCUUUCUGUGAAAAGCUCGGACUACAUAGAAAGACUGGCACAUAAAUACAUGCAGAAGUGCAUCAUAGAGUCAAGUACAGAGUCAGAGUCUGAAUCCAGCACUGAGGUCAUGCCUAGCCCACUUGCUGAAGGACUCAAGAAGGCAAGGGACUCCAAGGAAUCACAAUUUUUAGAUCCUUAUGAUGGUGAUUCAGAAGAUGCAUCCAUACACUCUGACUGCAGCUCGAAUUCUUUAAAUAGUAUACAAGUUGCGCCGUGGGUGAACAGUGCCCCAAAAGCAAUGGCUUUGGAGGAUGCUGAUCCUUCAGAAGAUGGAGAGUCCUUCCCUGAAACUCUGCACUGGCUCCGCCCAGAAACAAAAAUCGGUGAACUCUACACCCAGAUAGCAACUGACUGUAAAGCACCCCUGGAACUUGCUACCCAGCAGAAGGAUUUCUCAAGAAGCCUGUCGCAAUCCUCUGAACUGACUAGAGCCACAGAAGCAUUUCCCUCCAUGUGGCUGACACCUGACUGUUCCUUACUGACGGGUAUUAAUUCUUCAGCCUCUGCAGAUCUGCUUGCAAGUCCAGGUGAUAGUGUUUCACACACCAUGCUAACAAAUGCCUCUGAUGAAACGAUGUCCACACAGCCACUAAUUAAAAGAAAACAAGGAAUUCCCACUGCAGAGGGUGCUGGUGAAAAACUACGACGGAAGAAAUUUCGUGCUAUCUAAUCUGAGGGUUUGUUCUUCAUUUGUUUGAUCUGCUGUGUGACAGGAGGGAAGCAGCUGUAUGGUGAAACGACUCUACAGGUUUGAUUACAAACAAUUAUGUUAAGCUGAAAUGAAUGUAGCAAUCUAGCUUUUAUUUCUUUUUCCUUUAAUCACAGAGCUGUUGACUUGUAUUAUUAAUAUAUCUGUUCCUACCUA
Messenger RNA from Oxyura jamaicensis (ruddy duck), 1255 nucleotides. RefSeq lists its product as uncharacterized. The coding region runs from base 344 to 1060 and encodes 238 amino acids. The transcript is spliced from 6 exons. NCBI's taxonomy places the organism in Eukaryota, Metazoa, Chordata, Aves, Anseriformes, Anatidae. The record is from RefSeq and is a predicted model, not a curated record.